CACAAAAUUCUGCGACUAUAGGGCGGCUAACGUAAAUGAUAAUAACAAAUAAUAAACUGCAAGCAACAUAUUACCCAUUUACCGUCCAUUGAAUAUAUGGCGGCUCUGGUUUUAUAAUGUUGAACAUUUUCUGACGUAGCUGCACAGAACAGUGCACUUUGAACUGUAACCUUAUAAAUUAAGAAACAAUUGCUAUUGACAUACACAGCCGCUGCCGGUGUUGAGCUAUUUAUUUACAUUUCUGCAAAUGCUAUACAAAAUCCAAAUUUUAAUGUGUUUUAUGCCAAGUACAACAUAAAAAACCUUGUGAUUUAGUUAUAAUGUGCGCAAAUAAUUCACGGCCCUCAGCAUCGGCAGGCUCCCACGCCAAACUCUGCUCCGAGGGCCGGAUCAGUUUGUAUUGCUUUCUGGCCACGGCGGGUCUCGUGCUUGUGCCCUCAGUUCCUCAGAUAUACUAUGGGAUUGUGCCAAAUGUCUGGGGCGCCAUCCUGUGGGGACCGAUGUUGUACUACGCCCUCAUCAACAUGAUAAUACGUUUUGUGCUCAGAAACAUGGAAUAUCAGGUUGCCAUACGCGCCUCUUUUUUGGGCUUUACCAUGGCGGCGAGCGUUCUAGUCAUUUGUUUUGCGCCCACACCUUGGCAGCAGUUCGGCGUAUAUGGCUGCUUCAUGUCCUUUUUUCAUUACUCUGAGUUUCUGGUUAUUGCGUUUGCAAAUCCACGCACACUCUCACUGGACUCCUUCAUGCUGAAUCAUUCGGUGCACUAUGGCCUGGCGGCAGCAGCCAGUUGGAUGGAGUUUGUCCUAGAGCUAUAUUUUUUGCCCGAAUUCAAGCGUUGGUCCUACUUGUGGCUGCUAGGCGUGACGUUAUGCACCUUUGGCGAAAUUGUGCGAAAGGUGGCCAUCAUUACGGCAGGUCGCAGCUUUACGCAUUUAGUGCAGGAUGAAAAGCACACAGACCACAAGCUAAUAACCCAUGGACUGUACGCCUACAGUCGCCAUCCGUCGUAUGUGGGCUGGUUCUAUUGGUCCAUUGGCACCCAAGUCAUACUGAUGAAUCCGCUGUGUAUUUGCAUUUAUGCUCUAGUCAGCUGGCUAUUCUUUCACGAUCGCAUUUACGUUGAGGAAUACUCGCUGCUGUAUUUCUUUCAAUCGGACUAUGCGCGCUAUCAGAAGCAAGUGCCAACGGGCCUGCCCUUCAUCAAAGGCUAUCUGAUUGAAUAGCAGCCAUAUGGGGAUCAAGUAUGUCAGCCACACAAAUGCAAAUGUAAGCAAACAACAAAUGUAGCCAUAGUUUUCCCUCAGUCUCCUAUACUUUUCUAAGGACGAACCAUACAAAACUCAAGUUUGUGCACACAAGAACAAUAGAAAUAGUGAAGAACAUUUUCUGUUAUUAUCUACACUAUUCGUAUUGUUUUCAGCUAGGUAAUAUACGAUUUUUAAAUGUUAUAUUAUUAGUAUUUCUCAACAACGAAAUAAAUUCAGAAGCGUCUCUAUAAGU
Molecule: messenger RNA, 1500 nt
Organism: Drosophila novamexicana
Lineage: Eukaryota; Metazoa; Arthropoda; Insecta; Diptera; Drosophilidae
Gene: ste14
Product: protein-S-isoprenylcysteine O-methyltransferase
Exons: 3
Coding region: 321-1223 (300 amino acids)
Biological process (GO): C-terminal protein methylation
Cellular component (GO): membrane; endoplasmic reticulum
Molecular function (GO): protein C-terminal S-isoprenylcysteine carboxyl O-methyltransferase activity
Source: RefSeq, a predicted model, not a curated record